Molecule: messenger RNA, 3374 nt
Organism: Rhinolophus ferrumequinum (greater horseshoe bat)
Lineage: Eukaryota; Metazoa; Chordata; Mammalia; Chiroptera; Rhinolophidae
Gene: SPICE1
Product: spindle and centriole associated protein 1
Exons: 18
Coding region: 83-2695 (870 amino acids)
Biological process (GO): metaphase chromosome alignment; regulation of centriole replication; mitotic spindle assembly
Cellular component (GO): spindle; centrosome; centriole
Source: RefSeq, a predicted model, not a curated record
GCGGGCUGUGUCAACCUGUGGCGGUUCCGGAUCCUGAAGUUUUAGUCGUGGUGGAGGCAACAGUCGGGAGCAGGCCAGGCAGAUGUCUUUAGUCAGAGUGAACCGUUACAGUCCCCGGGGAGGAGGAAGGAAAGCACUGAAAGUAAAGAAGAAGAAAUCGUCAGUGAAGCAAGAAUGGGAUAAUACUGUGAAUGAUCUAACAGUUCAUCGGGCAACUCCUGAAGAUCUGGUACGUCGUCAUGAAAUACACAAAUCGAAGAACAGAGCAUUAGUACACUGGGAACUCCAAGAAAAAGCUUUGAAGAGAAAAUGGAAGAAGCAGAAACCAGAAAUUUCUAAUCUUGAGAAAAGGAGGUUGUCUAUCAUAAAGGAGAUUCUUUCUGAUCAAUACCAGAUGCAGGAUGUGUUGGAAAAAUCUGAUAAUUUGAUGGCUGCAGCAAAAGAUCUGUUUGUUGAUUUUCCUCGUAGACGCACAGGGUUUCCGAAUGUAACAAUGGCUCCCAAUUCCUCUCAAGGUCCCAUAGUGGUAAAUCAAGACCCUGUCACCCAGGCCAUUCUUAGUGAAUCUGUCGUGGAGCCUCAGGCUCUUAAUGAAGUAGAUGAUGGGGAAGAAGAAGAAGCUGUUAAUAGCCAGUCAGAAGAAAGUGAGAAUGAAUUAGAUAACUCUCUAAGCUCUCAGUCUAACACGAAUGCAGACAGGUUUCUCUACCAACUAAAGGAAGAUAAUUCUGAGUUAAUUACUAAACUGUGGACUGAUCUCCAGCAGAAAAUCACAACACAGCCUCAAAUAACAAGCCCUUCAGGAACUCCAGCUCCUGCCCCUCCAUCAGGGGAACAAAAUGCUGCUCUGAACACUACCAAUGCUGUCAAGAGAAUCCACACCAGGCUUCAGCCUGAAGAAUCUACUGAAUCUCUCAACUCGGCCUAUGUUGUGGGACAAGUGCUGAAUGCAAGGAAGCAAAAACAGCUGUUAAAUAAAGUGAAAAGAAAACCGGAUCUACGUGCUUCUUCCAAGCAGAAUACCGUGUUAUCAGCUAGCACAGCAUCCACAGACAUAUCAAACAGCAACAGUCCCAGCCUCGAUGUCCUCAAAGACAUGAUACAUGAAGUGGAACAUGAAAUGGAGGAAUAUGAACGGUGGACAGGACGCGAGGUCAAGGGGCUACAGAGCCGUCAGGGUCUUACCGGCUUCACCCUGUCGCUGGUGAGCUCCCUCUGUCGCCUGGUGCGGUAUCUUAGAGAGAGUGAGCUCCAGCUGCGUAAAGAAGUAGAGACAAGGCAGAAACUGGAACAAGUAUUAGGUGAUCAUCGAGAACUCAUCGAUGUUCUGACAGCUGAAAUUCUGCUUCUUAGAGAAGAAAAUACUGCUACCCAGGCGAGACUUCAGCAGUACAUGGUCACCACAGAUGAGCAACUUAUAUCGCUCACACAUGCCAUUAAGAGCUGUCCUGUGAUAAAUAACAGCAAAGAAAGCUUGGCACCAGAAAGAGAACCCAUGAGUAGAAGAAUUAUGGACAAUUCAGAGGGUCCAGUUGUAAAUGCUGAUGUCUCCAGGUCAUUGAUGUUCAAAGGGGAAGAAGUGGGUGAAUUCCCUCAGGAAGACUUGCCUGUUAAACUACCUCAGGUGCCGAACCCCCCAGAUAGUGUGAAUCUGGCCAACAAUUUUCCUGCACAUAUAUUUGAGCCAGCUGUGUUGUUAACACCACCCAGGCAGAAGAGCAGCUCAGAAUUCUCUCCUCUGCAGGAUGUAUUGAGGAGGACUGUUCAAACUCGUCCUGCUCCACGAAUUCCUCCAACUGUGGAAAUAAUUGAGAAGCAGCAAAAUUGGGAAAAGAAGACCUUACCUACUGGCACAGACAUUCAGAAUUCAAGUGAAGAGAAUCGUCUCUUCACUCAAAGGUGGAGGGUCUCUCACAUGGGAGAAGAUUCGGAGAACAAAACCCAGGCCCCUUUUGUUAGCCUGUCCCAACCCCUGUGCAAUUCCCCCGCAAACACUCAGCGAACGAGAAACCCUGCAUUCUCAGAAGAGCCCCCAGUACUGGGAGAUGGGCAGCAGCUUAGAACAAAUGAGGCGUUACUACAAAGAAAGGACAUCAUGGCACGGAUUGCUGAGUUGACACUGCAGAAUUCAGCUAUCAAGGCACAUCUGAAUAAUACUAUUGGUCCAGGGGGAGAGCAAGGGGAUGGGCUUCGGGAGCUCAACAAACAGGAGACAAGUCAUACCGGUGACAUGACUGCUACUUUUCCAGCAGCACAACCUCUAACACCAAGUAGCAUGGAGGAACGGAUUGCAGAAUUGAACCGGCAGAGUAUGGAGGCUCGUGGAAAACUCUUGCAGUUAAUAGAGCAGCAGAAACUUGUUGGCUUGAAUCCUUCCUCUCCACCAGUGUCACCUAUUCAGUCACCUCUCAGAGCUUGGACUGGCUGGUCACAGAUUCAUGACUUAAAAGAAGGAGGAAAGAGGACAAUUGAAGUAUCUAUUCCAGGAGCAGAAGCCCCAGAAAGCUCAAAAUGCAGUACUGUCUCUCCUACUAGUGGGAUAAAUACGAGAAGAUCUUCAGGGGCUACUAGUAAUUCUUGUUCUCCAUUAAAUGCCACCUCAGGAAGUGGGCAAUUCACACCUGUUAAUCCAAGAGCAAAGAUUGAGAAACAAAAUGAAGAAGGUUGGUUUGCUCUUUCUACCCAUGUGUCAUAAGUGAAGUCGAGUUUUACAGUUUUUCCUCAGUGAUAUAUUCUUUUUGAGCUUCCACGCCCCUUCCCCUGCUCCUCCUCUCAAGUUUUCAACGUCUUUCUUUCAGAUAAAACCUGAAAAGAUCUUGUGACUUAGUACUAAAAGAAUGAAAAAUAAAGCAAUUAUUUUAUUUUUGAUUUUUUCAAAUAGAUUUCCAAUAAACAACCUACACCCUCUUCUGAAUAAAAUUUUGGCUCUAGGGACAUUAAAGUUUUAGAAUCUAAUAAUUUUAUAAGUAUUUCAAGGUUUCUUUUGAGUAAUACAGUAUUACCUUUAUCAUCGUUUUUCUUUGUCUAGUAUAUCUCAUCUGUUGCUCUAUUUUAUUUUUUUCUGAAGAACAAAGUUGCUUUGCAUAUGGCUUAACAAUAAAAUACCUCUGUGUGAUUAAAGUCGGGCUUUCAAAAAAUUGAACACCCCCUUUAGUUUCUUAUUUUGGGGCAAGUCAUUGUAGUCCAUUGUUUUUUCCAUCAAAUGGAAUAUCCAGCUUUAAAAAGUAAGCGUGGGAGUGUUUGUUUAUAUUUGCUUUAGCAGGUAAGAGUGAUUGUAUAUAUUGUAAAAUUCUUACAUACCUUAGUCUUUAAAUGUGAAAAUGUCCGUAGUAAUGGUAAUGUACAGCAAAUAAAGAAUGAUCAUUGAGCUCAAA